Messenger RNA from Thermothielavioides terrestris NRRL 8126, 2138 nucleotides. RefSeq lists its product as uncharacterized. NCBI's taxonomy places the organism in Eukaryota, Fungi, Ascomycota, Sordariomycetes, Sordariales, Chaetomiaceae. Gene Ontology annotation, molecular function: methionine-tRNA ligase activity; ATP binding. The record is from RefSeq and is a predicted model, not a curated record. The coding region runs from base 94 to 2109 and encodes 671 amino acids. The transcript is spliced from 8 exons. Gene Ontology annotation, biological process: methionyl-tRNA aminoacylation. Gene Ontology annotation, cellular component: aminoacyl-tRNA synthetase multienzyme complex; cytosol.
GCUGAACUUUGCGUGAACAGGGCCCGACCGGACAUCCUUCGAUUUCAGUGACUCGGCGUUGCAAGACCAACCACUAUCCACUUUACGGUCGAAAUGGGCGCGCCUCGAAAACCGAUCGUCCCUGUGCCGGGCAAGGAGAACAUCCUCAUUACUAGCGCGUUGCCCUAUGUCAACAACGUGCCUCACCUUGGCAACAUCAUCGGCAGUGUUCUGUCUGCAGACGUUUUCGCCAGGUUUUGCCGGGCGAGGGGCCUCCCGACGAUCUACGUCUGCGGCUCGGACCAGUACGGCACCGCGACAGAGACAAAGGCCCUCUCGGAGGGGGUGGAUCCAGCUACCCUGUGCGCCAAGUAUCACGCGAUCCACAAGGAGAUUUACGACUGGUUCAGAAUCGAUUUCGAUGUCUUUGGCCGCACUCCCACACCGGAGCACACCGCCAUCGUCCAGGAUAUCUUCUCUCGCCUCUGGAAGAACGGCUUCAUCGAGCAGCGCGAGACCACCCAGGCCUACUGCCCGACCCACUCGUCCUUCCUGGCCGACCGCUAUGUCGAGGGCGAAUGCAGCAUCUGCCACGACAAGGGUGCCCGCGGCGACCAGUGCGACGCAUGCGGCAACCUCCUGGAUCCCCUAGAGCCGGACAGGGAUGCGUCCGGGAACCAGGAAACCAAGGCGACCGGCUGGCUCAUCAACCCCCGCUGCAAGCUCGACGGGACAACGCCUGAAAGGCGCCAGACCAAGCAUCUCUACCUCCGCCUGGACGCUCUGCAGGAAGAGAUUAAACCAUGGCUGGCUUCGGUUGAGAAGGGCUGGAGCGCAAACUGCGUCUCCAUCACCCAUUCGUGGUUGGAUCAGGGCCUCAAGCCCCGCGGCAUCACCCGAGAUCUCAAGUGGGGUGUCCCGAUCCCCACCGGGCUUGACGGCCUGUCCGACGAGGAUUAUGCCCAGAAGGUGUUCUACGUCUGGUUCGAUGCUUGCAUUGGAUACCCCUCGAUCACCAAGACAUUCACCGAUGCCGGCAACCCCGAUGGCACGAACUGGGAAAAGUGGUGGAAGAACCCGGACGACGUCUCUCUCUAUCAGUUCAUGGGGAAAGACAAUGUCCCGUUCCAUACCAUCAUCUUCCCGGCCUCCCAGAUCGGCACGGGCGAAAACUGGACCAAGGUCAAGCAUUUGUCCACAACAGAGUACCUGAACUAUGAGGGCGGCAAAUUCAGCAAGUCUAAGGGCGUCGGUGUGUUCGGCAACAAUGCCCGCGAUACCGGCAUUGAUCCCGAUAUCUGGAGAUAUUACCUCCUGUCGAGGCGGCCCGAGACCAGCGACUCGGAAUUCAAGUGGGAGGACUUCAUCGAUGUCAACAACAACGACUUGCUCAAGAACCUCGGCAAUCUGUGCCAGCGUGUCAUCAAGUUCUGCCAGGCAAAGAUGGAGGGGGUGGUGCCCGAGCACGACCUUUCUCCGUUCCCGGCCCUUCAGCAACACAAGGAGGAGGUGAACAAACAGCUCCGACAGUACAACGCAGAGCUCAAGGGUCUGAAGUUGAGAGCGGCGUUGUCCACUGUUAUGAGCAUUUCUGCCAUGGGCAACAAGCUUUUGCAGGAUAACAAGCUCAACAACCAGCUCCUUGCCGAAGAACCCGACCGCUGCCGUGCUGUCAUCGGCCUUGCCCUCAACCACAUCCACCUAUUGGCUAAUAUUCUCUCCCCUUACAUGCCCGAAAAGGCGCAGUCCAUUCUCCGGCAAUUGGGAGUCGCGCGGGCGGGUGAAGAGGUCCCAGCGCACAUUCCGGACACAUGGGAGGCCAACGCUCUCAAGCCGGGCCAGGCUAUUGGGGAGCCUGAGCUGCUGUUUACCAAUAUCCCCGCCGCCAAGAUCGAGGAGUGGCGCGAGGCGUUCGGCGGCGAGGAGCUCCGCAAGCAGAAGCAGCUGGAGGCCGAGAAGGCGGCGGCAAAGAAGGCGGCGAAAGAGCGGGAGAAGGAGAGGAAGAAGCAGAGAAAGGCGGAAAAGGCGGCUCAGGAGGCCGCCACACUCGCUAUUCGGCCUGCCGAUGCUCGCCCGGCUGCCGAAGUGGCGGCAGAUCCAAGCGAGCCGGCCCAGCCGGUUGUCAAUUAAGACGUGUUGAGGGGCGCGAGGCACUGGCG